This is a messenger RNA of Heterotrigona itama, 780 nucleotides long. NCBI's taxonomy places the organism in Eukaryota, Metazoa, Arthropoda, Insecta, Hymenoptera, Apidae. The record is from the annotation of a GenBank genome assembly.
AUGAUUAGAGAAAUACUGGAGAACGUCGAAAUAAAAGUAAAAAGCAAAAUGCAGCGGAGAAAGAUUGGCACGAGUUUUUCCAAAGAAGUGAAACCAAUUUCCGUGAAAGAAGAUAAAUCGAAAUAUUGCCUGAGAGAAUCUACCGCGAAGCGCACAAGUUUUGAGAAACUUUUGUUAAAACGAUGUAGUCACUUCACCUUGUAUACGCCGCAUGCCGUCAAUUGUAUUCUAAAUUUGAAAAUUCGAAAGUCAAUCAGCGAACACGAAUUAAAGGGACCGCUGGGUACAUUUUUACUUCAAAUUAUGAAACAAAAAACAGAAAAACUGAAGGAAUUUUUGGCAAAAGUGGAAGCUCACUAUCGGAAAAAUGAACAAAUGAAGUUUCAUCAUAAGCCGAAAGUGAAUGAUGGAACGUUCGAUGCUAGUACAAAUCAAAUGAUCGAAAUUAAAACGCAGCGAGAACAAGCUUGGAAUAACUAUAAAGAUUUAACAACGACCUCGGGAAAAUAUAUCUUUGAACAAGAGAAACCUAAAAAGAUAAGACAAAGAAUAUUAAGGGUUUCCCAAAAAUAUCCAAAUACAACUUCAACGUCAUUUCGAAAAGAAGAGUCAUUUUUCCAUUACUGCAAAAUUCUGCCCUUUCUUCAAACGGCUCGCAAAAUCGUGUUAAGGAAUCGAUUGCUAAAUGUACUUUUAAAAUUGCAAGGAUUAACACCCGAAUCAAUUAGCCAAUUUGAAGAACCAUUUAUAGGAAAUUAUUCGCUUACAUCGCAAACUUAA